Molecule: messenger RNA, 3287 nt
Organism: Toxotes jaculatrix (banded archerfish)
Lineage: Eukaryota; Metazoa; Chordata; Actinopteri; Toxotidae
Gene: suox
Product: sulfite oxidase
Exons: 5
Coding region: 81-1811 (576 amino acids)
Cellular component (GO): mitochondrion
Molecular function (GO): oxidoreductase activity; heme binding; molybdenum ion binding
Source: RefSeq, a predicted model, not a curated record
CGGUAGUUGUUUUCGGUUGUGCAUCGUGGAGAGCAUCUGGGUUCAAGCAGACGACUGACACAUCAGAAAACAUCAAUGCAAUGCUGCUUCUCAGGUGCUGCCACAGCCUGACUCGACUUGGCCCUCUCCACACUCACAGGCAUCAGGUGGCACCUGCUCUGGCAUCGUGUGCAGUUCGUCUCUGGAGCAGCAGCAGCGGUAGUGACGACCAGAGAUCGUACCAACGCGCCCACGCUCCCAGCUGGAGACAUGGCCUGGCAGGACUGCUGGUUGGCACCGGGGCUGUACUGGCUUAUAGCCUCCACCAGCACAAGGCUGAACGGGAAGACGCCAUCAAAGUGCAAACCAUAGAGGAGACCUCCUCUCUUCCCAUAUUCAGCCAGGAAGAAGUCUCAAAACACCGCUCUCUGGAGGAUGGCGUGUGGGUCACUUACAAAGGCGGCGUCUACAACAUCACUGAGUUUGUGGCCAUGCACCCUGGCGGGGAUAAAAUCUUGUUGGCAGCGGGUGGGGCCCUUGAACCCUUUUGGGCUCUGUAUGCUGUACACAACCAGGAACAUGUGCUGGAAAUCCUCUCAGAAUAUAAGGUCGGUGAGCUGAGUGCGGAAGACCUGAAGAAGCAGGAGGCUGUUAAAUCAUCGGACCCCUACUCCACUGACCCAGAGCGUCACCCCGUCCUGCACAUCAACAGCCUCAAGCCCUUCAAUGCUGAGCCGCCUCCUGAAAUGCUCUCUGAAAGCUACGUCACCCCCUCGGCUUUCUUCUUCAAAAGAAACCAUUUACCAGUCCCUCAGGUGGACCCGGCUUCUUACCAGCUCCAUGUGGAGGGACUACCUGGAGGAGCGCUGACGUUGUCUUUAGAAGACUUGAAGACUCGAUUCCCCAAACACACAGUCACUGCCACACUGCAGUGUGCAGGUAACCGCCGCUCUGAGAUGAACAAGGUCAAGCAGGUGAAAGGACUGGACUGGGGCAUUGCUGCAAUCAGUAAUGCCACAUGGAGCGGCGCUAAACUCAGGGAUGUGCUGCUGGCGGCUGGCUACGGGCCAGAUGUGGCUCAGUGGGCUCGCCAUGUUCAGUUUGAAGGACUGGACAAGGAUGUGACGGGUACUACCUACGGUGCUUCCAUACCCCUAAACAAGGCAAUUAGUGAGGAAGGCGAUGUGCUGCUGGCUUAUGAAAUGAAUGGUGAGGAGCUUCCUGCCGACCACGGCUUCCCUGUCCGCGUUGUGGUACCAGGUAUUGUGGGUGCCCGUAACGUUAAAUGGCUGGGGAAGAUCAUCGUGAGCGCGGAGGAGAGCAUCAGCCACUGGCAGCAGAACGACUACAAGGGUUUCUCCCCUGGGACGGACUGGGACACAGUGGACUUCAAGUCUGCUCCGGCCAUCCAAGAGCUGCCCAUUCAGUCUGCGAUCACCACACCGGCCGACGGUGCUGUGGUAGAUCGCAGCAUGGAAGAGGUGACCGUGAAGGGCUACGCGUGGAGCGGCGGGGGCCGAGAGGUGGUACGUGUAGAUGUUUCUGUAGAUGGAGGAAAGACGUGGCAGGUGGCCCAGCUGAGGACCAGCGACAAGGGACAAGCACCCGAACCCUCACCUCCACCAGGACGAGCCUGGGCCUGGAAGCUGUGGGAGCUGACAGUUGCUCUUCCUCCUGAAGCUCAGGAGCUGGAGAUAAUUUGCAAGGCAGUCGACAACAGUUACAACAUGCAGCCGGACACGGUGCCUCCCAUCUGGAACCUGAGGGGUGUCCUGAGUAACGCCUGGCACAGAGUGAAGGUGAAGAUCAGAGACGAUGAGAAUGAGGAAUAGACUCAGUGGUCUGAUCCACCUUCAAGAUGCUUUUACAAAGUUUAGGGCUCAUACAGCUGUUAAAGGGUGGACAUCUGUCAGUUGGGCUCAGCAGGAAAAUAUACGACGAAAAAAAAAAACAGUGUCAUUGAGACAUAGAAUGCACAAUAUUUUGAAGUAUUACAACAAACACAACCGGAUUUUUUGACGCACAGUCUUGAAAUAUUUAUCCAAACAUGUUGCCUGUGAGAUUUGAUAGAAUAUUUUCAGCGGUACAUACAGAGAGCAAAGCUAAAGGCUGUAAACUAAACCAAAAGAUGUCCAGUUUUAUCUGACGAGUCACUUACACUUUUGUCAUAAGUGAACAUCUUUGAGAUUUGUAGAAAAGAUAAGAUUUAUUUUUUUAAUCAAUGUUCUUAACACUGAAGAUGCACAGUAAAUUAAAAGGGUUUACUUCAUUGUGUGAUUACCACGCAUCAUAAUUUAAAUGCCAAAUUUUAGACAAUAUUAUGGAAUCUGAUAGAGCUAUAGAGAUGUCUUGAGUUUAUUUUAGUGGUACUGCUUUAAAUGAAAACUGCUUGAGUUGCUUUUCCUUAGAGAGACUAACUGGAGUUUACCAAGAUGGGAAAAGGCUAGGAAUUUUUCAAACAUUUGUGAGAUUUUUUUUUUUUUUUUUUUUUUUUAUUUAAUCUGCAGUUGCGGCUUUGCUGAUCGAUAACCCCCGCAAAAGAUAAGAUUAAAGAAAAUGUUUUUUAUGGGAGAAGUUUGAGUAGCUUAAAGAAAAAGUAGCAGAAGUGGCUGUAAUCAUCAAUUUUUGCUUUUAGUCGGCAAAUCACAGAUGAACUGUGACCUUUGGGGUCUCUAUUCAGUUUGCCCCCCACUGUUUCACAGUUGCCAUGAAGUACCAGACCUACCUGUGAAGAUCUGGGUAUAGACUACAGCAUAUUGCAGAGAUCAGGACUUUUCCUGACCACAGUCUUAACCUGGUUUGUCCAAACACGGAGGCCUUUGUGCUUUGUGUCCGUUUUCUGAAAUAACCAAAAAGACAGAGAUUUAGAGACUGGUGAGAGUUGAGUGUUGACUCCUUACAUGAAGAGAGACAGACCAGGAGAGGGAGGAGUAGUAAACAGUGUGUAAGACCUGGUAUGCCACAAUCUAAUUGUUAACCUAAUUUUUUUUCCGUUUGCAGAACUAAUUUAAACUGGAAUAACUGCACAACUUUUCCAAAGGAAACCUCAUUUUUCAGAAUCAUGGUGAUGUUCGGUCACAUUAAUGUUAACCUAUCUGAGUCAUAUUGACAGUUGAAGCUGUCAGAGUUGCUGAAUUCCUUUCAUGGCAAACAGCCAUGUGGUUAGCAUUGUUAACACUACGUUUUGUGUAAAAUGAAUAUUAUCACUGAAGAUGAUGAAUAAAGAGAUCUAACUUUACACAGGCAUUUGGUUCAGUUUCUGCUCAGUGUCACUACCUGUCUGAGCUGUCUGAGUCAGUUCACAGGCA